CCUCAACUGUUCGGAGUCGAGAGUCGACGAUGGACAGCCUGUUGAGACCCCAAAAACUCCCACACAUCAUUCUCAAGCUUUGCCGCAAGUAUUUGAGUUGACAGUCCUGGGUUUUAGUAGCUUCUUUAUAAAGCCAAGCUAGGGAGGAAUGCCACAGGCACAAGAAGUUUUGGCCUUGAAGCUGGUACAUCAUGAGCGGGAGCAGCAGACAGGCAAGGCCGCCAUCAGUGGACGGGAAAGACGAAGUGGAAGCACCUGUUCCUAAUGGAUGGAGUGAUGGGAAAGAGAUAAACUCAUCGGGCAAUAAUAUGAACUCCUCUUUAUCUUCGCUUGGAUUGCCGCCUGCUCCUGGAAGCGACAAGCGUUUGACGAAACCUUCUCCUUUGGCCAUGAAGACGAUCGAGUCAUCUGCAACUGACGGAUACGGAAGUGAUCAGCGGCCAAUGCAGCGUCCACCAGGACAUGGCAUCUUCAACUCCCUGUACGAAGACUCUGAUGGCAGUGAUGGAAGCAUUGUGUUCAACUCCAAGAGGAAUAAGAAACCCGCACCAACUCAUGAAGCGGCUAGAGGUCGUGAACGUUUCCCUAGCUUUGACAGUAUGGCUAGCUCAGGUUCGCUUGUACGGCAUGUGCUGCCACAACAUUCAACAACUAGCAAUCCAUCGCCACAGACCUCCAGAGUGACGCAGCAAAAUAUGGGCAGAGUCAACCCGCAAAUGCUACCUUAUGAUCAACGGAGAAAACUGAUGCAAAUGAAACAAAAACAACAGCAACAGCAGCCACAGAAACAGCGAGACCGGUCGCCACCACAGCCACCCCGAGUAAUGGACCCACGCUUUAGCAAUCCAUAUAUGAUGACACCCGCAGAAUUCCACCAACCCCCACCCAAUCCAUAUCAGAUCAAUGGAAUGAUGGUAGCACCGCCACAACACUUUGGAUACCCCAUGCCGCCGCCACAACCAAUGCACAUGCAGAUGCCCUUUGGGGCCUAUCCCCCAUCAAGUCCCAGGUUGCAUCCUUAUCGGUCGCCACAGCAACACCAUAGACACUAUGAUCCACAAAGUAGAGCUAUGCAGCAACAACACCUAAUAAUGCCACCAGGAAAGCAGCCAGGGCGUCCUUACCCACCACCACCACAACAACAGCAAGUUCCACCUUACCCACCACCACCACAACAACAUCAAGUUCCACCACAGACUCAACAGCCUCAAGCGCAGCCGCAACAUUCCUUGCCACCAAAAAGCAACUCUAGAAACAGUAACAAUGGAGGGCAGGCAGCAACGAAGGACAAACAUUUGCCAGCAAGCAGCAUUGAUUCCUCUGAGCAAGAUCCCAAGGCCAGAGUUACUCCUCCUCCUGCAGCGGCGCAAUCUACCCAAACCGAUCCAAGCAGCAGUAGCAACAACAAUGGAGGUACCGGUGUUCCGCCGCCUCCUCCUCCACCUCCCGUUCCUCCGCAUCAUGUUCGAGCAGAAUCCUCUGGAAGUGUCUCGUCGCUAGGCAGUCAGGGUAGUGUGUUUGGAUAUGUGGCAACGCAACAUGAGGACAAUCCAAGGCAUCCAAAAGGACAGCGCAGUGGUGGAAGGAGUGACUUUUUGAAAAUGCUGAAUCCAUUUUCAACCGAGAAACGGCAACAUUCACCUAAAUUGACUGCGUCUGACUUUCACAAAAAGAACCAAGCCUUCCUGGAACAAUCAGCCGCCACCAAGAGGCAAUUUCGCAAACCACCACCGCAGCAUCGUCGUGUUGGGUCCAUGGACCGACCACCAGCAACCCGAGGCACCCACAGACGGCUCCCUUCUAUUGAGAACGACAACUGGGAGGAAACUGCUGGAAUUGAACGAACGACAUCUGCUGAACAAUCCUCUGGAGAUGCGAGCAGCCAACUUUCAACGAGUGACGGAAGUGACCUUGCUGUAAAGCCUCGGUACAGCUUUCCCAACGGAGAAGCUAAUGAAAGGACAUCACUCCUACCACCAUCGGGGCAAGGUUCAAGUGAACACCUGGAAACGAGAAGGCGUUAUCAUAGUGAAAAACAACAAUCAUCAUCCAAACGUCACAAACACAGUAAAACCAGAUCAUCGAGGAGACCUCAUAGGGCGUCGACUGAAGGCAACAGGAAUCGCGAGAGCGAAACGACUCUCCACAGGAACAACGUAUCAGGUUCUCGCACGCAAAGCAGAAGGAAGAAAAAGAAGUCUCGCCGCCGUGCACGAAGGAGAAACCAGGCGGUCGAUGGCAACAACUCAGGAUCAUCUCAAGACUCUGAAGAGCAUUCCUCGUCGUCUUCAUCAUAUGACUACAGACAAUGGACGAGGCGACGUUCACAAAUGCUUGAAGAUGAACGCAAUAGGCUUAUCGCGCAGUGGAAGGCGGAGGCACGCGCUGAAGCAAUAGCAUCACGUCGACAACAGGAAGCUGACCAAUGGUACCGGCGCAUUGGCAGAUACUUGGACUCUGAGUUCGGCGACAUUCUUAGAAAGGCAUUCAAGGUGCUAUCCUUUGUGGAAGCCUUCAUUUGUAAUUUACCGCUCACGGUUGGUGGAAUUGCCAUGGCAAUUGUUACACUUGGUGUCGUUUGGUUCAAGUGGGUUGAAGAAAACCUUGAUUCUUGCGAGCCCGUCCAAUUUCAUUCUUCGCAAUGUACCUUCCCAGAGUUCCCUGGAUGUUUCUACUGCGACACCACAGCACCCAUGUACCAACUUGCCGUGAACUUUCACUUUGCCUGUUCUGCCUUUGCUGGUGUUCUGGCCUUGAGUUUUGUGCUGAAACUGUGCCUAGCUCCACAAGUCUUCCUCGACGAGUUGAGUUCACCAACCACAGCCAGUCCAGCCGGACUUAUAUGUAUGACAACGGUGUGCGUGUUUGCAGGAAGAGGGAUUAUAGGGCAAAUCAUUGUAUCCUUGGCAGCAUGCGUGCACCUGUGUCUGGUGAUCUGGUUCAUCUACAUGGCCUUGGCAUAUCACAUCAUGCCAGACCCAUCUUGGUUUCCCAACACGGUUGGUAUUGGCAUGACUGCUGUGAAGACAUGGUUGUACUAUCCCAUGUCUGGCCAUUUUCUGAUGGCACUCGCGUUGUCCCUGAAUUUCUUCUUCUUUCCGAUAAGUUUGGUUCGAGUGGCUCUUAACGAGAAGAUCUCUGCUCCAGUGGGGUAUAUGCAGAUGUCUGCACCAGCAGUGGCUUUGAUGGCUCUCACCAUAAUGGCCCAGCCAUCCUUUGAGCAAGAGAAGCCUGAUAUCAACAGAUUCCAACGAGCACAUCGUCUCGUGUAUCUUCCGGCAAUGCACGCACUUUUUGUCUUGUCAGUGAUUGGGUUUCUAGCAAGUUUGCAGUCUCUGGCUGUUCGGUGGAAGGGCUUCAAGAAAAAGCCAUUCUCUCCUGCCCAUGCAGCAUUUCCGUAUCCAACACUCUUACACGCCAACGCAAUUCAGGCAUAUAGGGCUGCUAUCAACUCAUUCUCGAGCGAGCUACCUGGGAAAGCAUUCACCAUUUGCCUUGAUGUGUACUGGAUAGUAGUUCUCGUGAGCGGUACUAUUCUGACGAUUUGGAUAUCGAUGCAAUUCUUUUGGAACUUGCCAGGAUGGACGAAUCUAAAUGUCGACCAGGACGAAGAGCCUCCGGCACCCUACGAGACAACAAUGACGCUACAGAACGUUAUUGCAACGGGGGAAUCCCUAGUUCAACCGUUUGUAAGUCCAGCAGUGCUGCAGGCCAACGAGACUGGCGCUUUGGUCUUGGUUCGUCGAACAGACCAAGACGGCGGAGGUCAGAGGUUUGUGCGGACACGGAAACUGGCAUCUUUGGGCUUUGAGCCGACUAUGACCUGGGGGGAGAUGGAACGUGAGCGAGAUUUGCUUCUUGAAUGGAUCGGGAAGCAUCCGCGGCGAAGAACCAAGACCCUUUCUGUUCCAGGCAUCGACUUUAGUUCAGGUCUAUACAUGGCCAAUGAGGAUGAGGAGGCUCAGAAUCCUGAAGACAGAGUUGAUCAUUCUGUCGGCGGGGGUUCUUACUAUUGACGACAGAAGUCGUGAGCCCAACUAGCUUCGUUAUAACUUAUGUAUCAAUCUAGCUACAGUUUGCAAAUGCUGGCCUUUCCACUAGCAGUGAUCUCAAUCGAUACUUUCAGCUUGAUCCUCGCUCAGCCCAACGGGCAUGCCAGUGCUACCGGUACCUCGGUAGGUAGAGGACACCGACCUCAAAGAAGCAUAUUGCGAUGUAGUGAUUUUGAUACUUUCAGCUUUAUCCUCGUUCAGCCCAACGGGCAUGCCAGUG
Seminavis robusta is the source of this 4272-nucleotide messenger RNA. The record is from the annotation of a GenBank genome assembly. Lineage: Eukaryota; Bacillariophyta; Bacillariophyceae; Naviculales; Naviculaceae.